This is a messenger RNA of Contarinia nasturtii (swede midge), 2866 nucleotides long. RefSeq lists its product as uncharacterized. The transcript has 5 exons. Lineage: Eukaryota; Metazoa; Arthropoda; Insecta; Diptera; Cecidomyiidae. The record is from RefSeq and is a predicted model, not a curated record. Bases 1352 to 2746 code for a protein of 464 amino acids.
UCGUUAAGAUUUCGUUCCAAUAAAUGUAUAUAAAGUAUUGUUGUGUUGUUGUCAUCAUAUAUACAGUGAACACUGCGUGGCAAUGACGUUUCGUUCAAUCCAAGACUAACAUACGGUGUGCACAUUUUCGCGCAGUAUUUAUUACGUCGAAAAAGAAAACAAAAACUUUUUUCUCAUGUUGACAUUUAGUCAAACAAGUUUAAUACACUCUCGAUUGUGACUUUCUUUCGAUUUCGUUUAUUUUUUUGCUUUUUUUUCGUUGAACAACCGACAUUCAGCGAUGUUUUCAAUGUCAUUUCUUUUCGUAUUGUUAUACAGCUGUUACUAGUUUAACUUACUUAGUGUGUUGAGCUUAUGUGGCGGACAUAACUGCAACUGUCCAAAAAAUCAAAAUAAUUUUCAAAUAAAGUGAUCAAUUGAAGAAAUUAAUGUUUGUGUUUGAUAAAAAUGCGCAAAUUGACAAGUUGAGUUGAAAUAAACGGUUUACAGAGCAGUAAAGGGACUUUGAUAAACGAUGGCGUUUGCCAGCGAUGGCAUAAACACUUUCAAUUAACGAUAAAAUAUUUACAAAAAAAAUUCAUACAAAUUGUGAUUCGAUACUAAAGCAUUAGAUCUACUUGAGUUUUUUCUUUUCAACAAAAAUACGCCUUUGUGAUGCUAUUCAAUUUUGCAAUCAUUUUUUCUAGCAUGAAAGUCAUUUUUUCGAAACGCAAAAUGAAACAUUUUUUUAUUUUUGGCGUUAUCAUUAUUUUAGUUUUUUGUUUAUAUAAGUCACUCAUGAGUGAGGAACUUAUCUAUAGUUUUGAUUCGAAUAAAUACUCGUCUUUGAUAACAAGUAAGCAACAAAAACACGCCAUGCGUAGCCUUCAUCCAAACAUUGAAGUUGACGGUGAACUUAAAUCUAGCUAUAAUGAAUUGACCGAUGCCCGCCAUAGACUGCGCCAACUCGAAAUGAAGAUUCAAAUGCUGGAAAAUCGGAUGGGAAAACGGCAAGGUUUGCUCACUUAAAAAUUACUAUUCCAUUACAGACCCAUUACCAUCCCAUUUCUAUUCCCAUUCUUUCAAAUAUUGUCCUAAAUUGAAUUUCAUUUAAAAUCAAAUAACAUAAAAUAGAAUUUAAGAAAGUCAAAUUAUAAUAUGGUUUGUAUGGUUUGUAUGGUGUGUGGCACACAAACAAACACAAAAAAAUUGCGCUGAUUCAGCAAACACACAGAUUGUUGAAAAAUUGAGAUUUGGUAGUAGUGUUGGUAAUACAAUGCAUCAAUCGCAUCGGAACCAAUCGGAACAACGAUGACGAGAACGACAACAACGCCGAGACGACAUACGACAAUAGUAGGAAUGAGCAAUCAACAUGAAAAACAAUGUCAAUAUGCAUGGCCCAAGUCACAUCAGAAAAUAUUUUUUGCGUAAAAAUAUUGUGGAAGAGGAAGUCGAUGUGUUGAUGGAAUAUUUGAUUGAUGAGCGUUCGGAAAUCGAGUUGAAUGGUAAUAUUCGUGGACAUCUGGACGACUAUUACAACGAAUUGCGUCCAUUAUUACCACUGGACCGUAUCGAGCAGUACGAAAUUGAUCCAGAGGACGACGAUCAUGUCAUUCCACGUGGAUGGUUGAACACAAUGACAGACGAAAAGAUAUACUAUAAACACGUCUAUGAAUUGAUAAAUUUGCAGCGAUUUAUUCACCAACACAAUUUAAAUCCGGAAAAUGAAGUCAAAUGGAGAACAUUUCGUGCCAUUCCGCAACCAAAGAACAAGCGAAAACAUGUGCGAUUCCAUACGCAAGGUUUUGUUGAAAUCACAAACCUACUGCAUUCAUAUAGAAGUGCUGAAAUUGUGAAUAAAAAUCGCAUACCACAUUGGAGCGACGACGAUUACGAUACAUUUUGGGACAAAUAUGUCAAUUUAAAGAAAAUAAAUCGAGGGAAUCAAAUAUUCGCUAAUUCUUUUACUACCGAUGGUGUAACAGUAUGCGUUCGAAUGAUUCGUCGAAAACGUGAUCCACUUGUAUCGGGUGUACCGGACCAAACAAAGAGCAAAAGCAAAAGCAAAAGCAAAAGCAAAAGCAAAAUGGGCAAGAAAGGCCAAACGUAUAACAGAGCACCGCCACAAUGUCCAGCUGCUAUUCGAGCUGCAUUUGAUGCUGGCCAAAUAAAAAAGAUUAUCGGUGAUGAUCCGGGUGCCAAAGUGUCAAGAUCAACAACAAGCCGUGAUUUGGACACCACACUCGAAGAGAGCUACAAAGUUACGGCUAAAAAGUGGCACGGUAUGUCUAGUGCACGUAGGCGAAAGCAUAAAUUGCGCAAAUACACGGGCAAAUGGGAAAACGAAUGCCGAGAUAUUCUGUUAGAUGUAUCGGACGUACCAAAAGGCCGCGAGGAGUUGAUAACGCAAUACAAAAAUAUAAGUUUACGAGUAAUUGACGACACGAUAGAAUGUUUUAUGGAAAUUAAUGAUUUGGCUGUCCGUAACAAUCUUAUGAUUGACCGAUUGAAAAUGUUGGGAGCUACUAGUUUUGUUUUGAACGCAACAUACGUGGAAAAAAAACAAAAAGAUUUUGCGAAUAAAAUAGGUCAAGAAAACUAUGAAUUUCUCCGUGAAGAUUAUAACGAAUGCCUGGAGCUACUUGAAACGGAUCUAUCCAAAAAACUGACACCAGAUAUUGUUUCCCGUAUUAUGAGUUUUCAUCGUAUGAUAUAUGGAAACCGAACAGAAAUUGAAACUGCAUUGAAAUAUCUGUAUGGCCCUUAACUCAUCAACGGCUGCAACGAAAACUUCUGUAAAUGUUAAAAAAAUUCAAAUAUGUUAUAAUGAAAAGAGUUGAAAAGAAAAUAAUAAUAAAUUGAAGUGGUACAGUAAUAAAAAAUGAAA